UGUAUUGGAGAAGCACCCUUAGUGUGGGCGACAAGUAUGUUUACGUAAACUAUGCUCGCGUGCGCAAAGAUCUUCACGUAUGCACUGCUUGCCUCGUUUGGUGUAUAAAAAAUUCGCAUGUGUGAAAAAUUUUUCCAGAAAAUUUCUGUACUAGACGGUAUACAGCAUUCUGUAGGCGAACGAGAUUUUCGUGUACACGCUGCUCGCCCUAUAAGUAGACCAUAAUAGUAAUCUUUUCGUCAACUUUACAAUUUAAGGUUAUCAUGGCAGACCGUUUGACUCAAUUACAAGACACAAUUAAUCAGCAAGCUGAGUACUUUUGUAACAGCGUUGGAAUUCUCCAACAGUAUUCAACACCCAGCAAAUUUCCGGGAUUUGAUCGAAAUAAUACACCUCAACAACAAAAUCAAUCUCAAGAAGAUUAUGCAGCUCUUUUUGCAACUUUAAUUGCUAGGUGUGCUAAAGAUAUUGAUACAUUAAUUGACAGUUUACCUAGUGAAGAGUCAUCACAAGAACUUCAAGUGGCAAGUCUUAUGAAGUUGGAGCAAGAUAAUCAAGAUGCAGCUGAACGGCUUGAAGAGGUAGUACAGCAAGGUGAAGCAUUAUUGCAAAGAAUUCAAGCUGCACUCCAAGAUAUUGCUCAAAGUCAAUUGGACAUGCAAAAUCCCACUGCAAGUACCGUAAUUAAUCCAAGUCAACCUCUUAGUAUGAGUAGUAUUACCAAUAGUGUAAGUGUGACGCAAGAACCUCAAAAUAAUGUGAAUCUUAAAAAUCAUCAAAUUCCAGAAGCAUCAUCCAAUUCUAUGUAGAUAUAUAAUUUUGAUUUCUAAAAUUUUCAUCUCAUUUAUUCAUCACAUGUAUAUAAUGCUUUUUAUUUGUUAAUCAUUAUUUUUGACUUUGUAAAUGAAGUUUUAGGUAUAAUAAAACUAAUUAUUAUGUAAAUUAGAAUAAUUAUUUGGAAAAGUUACAUUAAGAAAGAGAAUUCUACUAUGAAAAUGUUUUAUUCAUAAAAACUUUGCCUUAA
Messenger RNA from Phymastichus coffea, 1024 nucleotides. It is a transcript of the gene MED21, whose product is annotated as mediator of RNA polymerase II transcription subunit 21. The transcript has 3 exons. Lineage: Eukaryota; Metazoa; Arthropoda; Insecta; Hymenoptera; Eulophidae. Gene Ontology annotation, biological process: regulation of transcription by RNA polymerase II. Gene Ontology annotation, cellular component: mediator complex. The record is from RefSeq and is a predicted model, not a curated record. Gene Ontology annotation, molecular function: transcription coregulator activity. Bases 264 to 809 code for a protein of 181 amino acids.